CGGAAGUCGGCGCGGAACGGGCGGCUGGUGGAAGCAGGUGGUGCCGAAGGGGGAAUCGUAGCGCCGCUGCCGCCUCUGCUUGGGCCGGGGUCGCCUGGUAGCCCGCGAUGGGCGCCGGACCCUGAGCGUCCACCGCCGCUUUUCCACAGCGCCUCCACUCGGCUGCGAUGGAGGCACCGCCCAGCAGCCGCGUUCCCGCCGAGGGCGCCCAGCCGCCGGCCGUGGCCGAGGUGCGCUGCCCCGGCCCCGGACCGCUGCGCCUGCUCGAGUGGAGGGUGGCGGCUGGCGCGGCCGUACGCAUCGGCUCUGUGCUGGCCGUGUGCGAGGCCGCCGCCUCCGCGCAGCCCACCGGGCCCACCCCUACUCGCGCCGGCUCCGGGGGCUGCGUGCGCACGGAGCGCAGGCUGAGGUCGGAGCGCGCGGGCGUGGUGCGGGAGCUGUGCGCGCAGCCUGGCCAGGUGGUGGCACCCGGGGCGGUUCUGGUGCAAUUAGAAGGAUGCAGCCACCCCGUCGUCAUGAAGGGCCUGUGCGCCGAGUGUGGCCAAGACCUGACCCAGCUGCAGAGUAAGAAUGGGAGGCCGCAGGUGCCGCUGUCCACGGCCACCGUGUCGAUGGUGCACAGCGUCCCCGAGCUAAUGGUGAGCUCCGAGCAAGCUGAAAAGCUAGGAAGGGAGGACCAGCAGCGACUGCAUCGCAACAGAAAACUAGUGCUCAUGGUGGACUUGGACCAGACUUUGAUCCACACGACGGAGCAGCAUUGCCCGCAGAUGUCCAACAAGGGCAUAUUCCACUUCCAGCUGGGCCGGGGCGAGCCGAUGCUGCACACGCGCCUGCGUCCGCACUGCAAGGGGUUCCUGGAGAAGAUCGCCAAGCUGUAUGAGCUCCACGUCUUCACGUUCGGCAGCCGGCUGUACGCACACACGAUCGCAGGCUUCUUAGAUCCUGAGAAGAAGCUUUUUUCACAUCGAAUAUUAUCGAGGGACGAAUGUAUUGACCCGUUUUCCAAAACGGGGAACCUUAGAAAUCUUUUUCCUUGUGGAGACUCCAUGGUUUGCAUCAUCGAUGACCGAGAAGACGUGUGGAAGUUUGCCCCCAACCUGAUAACUGUGAAGAAAUACGUGUACUUCCAGGGCAUAGGUGACAUCAAUGCCCCAUCCGGGUCCCGGGAGCCCCAGGCGAGGAGGAGAGUCAGUUCUUCUCCUAAAGGUGCCGACGCCACGGAACAGCCUCCAUCCGUCAAGGAUCCCGAGGAAGGAAGGCAGGUGUCUGGGGUCGAGCAGAGCAACGGCCUCGGGAAGCCCACGCGGGAGCUCAACGGGGGCGCAGGCCCUCGGGGGGGCUGGCCCUGUCCCGGGCAGGAGGAGGAGAGGGGCGCUCGGCCCGCCGCCUGCGCACCCUCUGCUGACGGCCGGGGGCCCCUGGCGGGCAGCCAGCAACACGGGCGGACGCCGCUAGAGAAGAGGCCCGUGCUGGGUCUGGUGGGCCCUGACCCGGACCCAGAUGUCCCCAGUGACAGCGGGAGCAACAGCGAGUCCGAGGGCCGGCCGUCCCCCAUCCCCUCUGAUGGGGAGAGUGGGGAGAAGAGGACCCGGAGAAAGCCUGUGGCCACCCGCCAUGCUGGGGACAUCGUGGCCCAGGGCAGCGCCUCGGGCGCCAGUCUGUGCGUGGAGCCCGGGCCCGGCGUCCAGGCGGCCGUGCAGGGGGAGGGCGAGCGGGACGGCCUCUGCGGGCUGGGCGGCGGCUGUGCCGACAGGAGGGAGGCCGAGACAGAGUCCCAGAACAGCGAGCAGUCAGGCAUCACGGUGGGCGAGUCCCUGGACCAGAGCGCGGAGGAGGAGGAGGAGGAGGAGGACGCCGACGCCGACGACCACCUGGUCCACCUGGAGGAGAUCCUCGCCCGCGUGCAUGCCACCUACUAUGCCAGGUAUGACUGCUUUCUCCGCGGGGAGACCCAGGACGCCCCCGACAUCCGGAAGAUUGUCCCCGAGCUGCGCAGCAGGGUGCUGGCCGACGUCGCAAUCAUCUUCAGCGGGCUGCACCCCACGAACUUCCCCAUCGAGAAGACGCGGGAGCACUACCACGCCACGGCCCUGGGCGCCAGGAUCGUCACCCAGCUGGUGCUGGAGCCCGGCAACCCCGACCGGGCCACCCACCUGAUCGCCGCGCGGGCUGGGCCCCUGCUGUCCCCGCCGCCCCAAGCCCUGACGGCAGACCAGUGGCCCGCGGCGGCUCCGAGCAGAGUGCAUGUGCCCGCAGGCACGGAGAAGGUGCGCCAGGCCCAGGAUUCCGGGCAGCUGCACGUGGUCAACCCCGACUGGCUGUGGAGCUGCCUGGAGCGCUGGGACAAGGUGGAGGAGCGGCUGUUCCCGCUACGUGGUGACCCGGCCAAAUCCCAGAGGGAGGACGGCCCGGCCGCCUUUCCCGACAGGCAGGGCCUGCUUCCAGCCACCCUGUUUCAUCCAACACCCGUGCAUCCCAAGGCCCCGCCUGGCCCUGAAGUUCGGAUCUACGACGCCAGCACGGGCAAGCUCAUCCGCCAGGGUGCUGCGGGCCCCGGGCCCCCCGGCUCCCUGCCGGUGCACGCGGAGCUCUCCUCCUUCAGAGCGGUCCAGCCACAUCACCAGCAGAUGUUUGGUGAAGACUUGCCAGCCAAUCAAGAUGGAGAGCAGCCUGGUCCUUCUAGAAGGAAGCGGCAGCCCAGCAUGUCGGAGACCAUGCCACUGUACACGCUGUGUAAGGAGGACUUAGAGAGUAUGGAUAAAGAGGGGCCACAAGAGGAAGCUGAACGAAGAGGACGCAGCCAGCGAGUCCAGCGGAGCGUCCAGCUGCGAGGACGAGGAGGGGGGCAGCUCGGAGGCGGACGAGAUGGCGGCCGCGCUGGAGGCCGAGCUUGGCGACCUCAUGUGACCGCGGGGCGUGCACUCGACUCACCUCCGUCCCGGGAGCUGCCCCUCCUCCAGAGGGACAUGUCUGUUUGCAGAGCUCCACCUGCAGAAACACACUGUUUUGCAGAAAGAGGUGUUUUUAGAAGUUUCACUACAAGAAAGCCUACUUGUUAAGGACAGCGGGGCAGGGAACGCGGCCAUGCCAAAGAUCCUGGGUGAGCCCAGCAGAGCCGCACAGCGGGACUGGAGUUGGCGCUUUUUAUCAGGAAAUCGGGGGGUGUGGGGAGGUGUUUUUCCUUUAACUAGGCAGCACAUUGCUUAGGGUGAAGGCUGGGCAUCCGACCACACAGAGGGCUGAGGCGGCGGCAGCCCAGCAUCCGCCUGCUUUUUCACGACUGAAGCUACCAGAACAUGCACAGGUUUCAAGCGAGGCCGUGCAUCGGCGUGUGACGAGGACAGGCCUGGGGCCCCCAGCUGCCCCCAGGGCCCUGCAGCUCCCGCGGGCGCCGGGACAACGGGCCCCGCCCUCGCGGGCAUGUAAAGUUUUGUAUAUCUAUUUCAUACGUCACCCACCAAACAGAUUUUUCUUUCCUUUAAUAAAAGUCCCUUUUGCAA
This is a messenger RNA of Orcinus orca (killer whale), 3500 nucleotides long. RefSeq names its product CTD phosphatase subunit 1 (gene CTDP1). The transcript has 12 exons. Lineage: Eukaryota; Metazoa; Chordata; Mammalia; Artiodactyla; Delphinidae. The record is from RefSeq and is a predicted model, not a curated record. Gene Ontology annotation, cellular component: nucleus. Gene Ontology annotation, molecular function: RNA polymerase II CTD heptapeptide repeat phosphatase activity. Bases 168 to 3059 code for a protein of 963 amino acids.